AUGCGGAUUGGUCCAGAACCUACCACGGAUUCUUUCAUUGCUGUGAUGUAUGGAGAAUCAGAAGGAAGCGUUCCAGGAAAUGCCCUGGUUGUUGAUCCUAAGAAGCCAUUCCAUGAUGAAACCCUGUUCCCUAAAAGACCAAAUGAGCUGGAAACUCGAGUGGUUUGUCCCACCGACAGCUUUUCAGACAUCUUCCGAGAUGUUGUCACGUUACGUCCAGCAGCUUCAGAAAUCCCUAACUUCCUAAAAGGCCUCCAGAUGAACAACAACUACCUAGAGAGCGAAUUUUCUAAAUGGAAAGACUGUGAGCUUGACUCUCAGCCCAACCACCUGACAGGAGCAGCAGACUACCUCAUCUUGAUCGACACUGCAUUUGUCUUUGCUACCAGUUACCCACCACUCAUGAGACCAGAAAGGAAAGUGGAUGUCAUUUUGCAUUUCAACUACAGUUCAGGUUCCCAGACCAGACCUCUGAAAGAAGCCUCUGAGUACUUUGCAAAACAAGGAAUUCCUUUCCCUAAGGAGGUGCCAGAUGAUCAGGAAACACCACAUCUGAAGGAAUGCUACAUUGUUGGUGAAAAGGAGAGCCCAGAAACCCCUAUUGUGAUAUUCUUCCCUCUGGUAAAUGACACCUUCAGGGAAUACAAAGCACCUGGGGUAAGACGUAGCCCCUCAGAGAUGGCAGAGGGUGAUGUUGAUGUUACCAAUAGCUGUGGUCCAUACUACAUAAACAACCUGAGUUAUUCAGAGAAAGAUUUUGACAAACUGGUGAACCUAAGCUACUACAAUGUCCAGAAUAAUAAAGACUUGAUUCUUCAGGCCUUGCGUGCAGCAGUGGAACGGAAAAAGCAGCAAAAGAAACAGCAACUACUGCAAAAACCACCACCUCCUGGUGAUGAUGACAUGAGUGUGCCCAACAGAGAGGGGUCCCAGCAUUUGCCCACCUGCUCAAAAAAUAUUCUAGAAAUGACUGUUUCUGAUGAUGACAUCUUUCGUGAUGAUGACCAUGCUAUUGUUCUUUUUGAUGUAGCUAAAAUCUCCCUUGGGAAAAGAGUGAUGGUGGCAUUCCCAUUGAAUCCACGGGAAGACCUUGAUGUACGCGUGGGCUUUGACUUGUGUGCUCAGGAACAGGAUUUCAUUUGCAAAAGGAAGAAGGUUGUUGCAGCUGCUCUGAAGGACAUUCUUCAGUUGGAGGAGGACUUGGAGGAUGAUGAGGUACCUGUGGUGGCAAUCAUGACCACGGGUGGUGGAACCAGAGCUCUGACAGCCAUGUACGCUCACCUUCUGAGCGUGCAGGAACUGAAUGUCUUGGACUGCGUUUCCUACGUCACCGGUCUGUCUGGUACAACAUGGACCAUGGCAAACCUGUAUGAAGAUCCUGACUGGUCGCAGAAGAAUCUUAAGAAAACACUCAAUGAUAUCCGAAGGCACGUGCUUAAAAAUAAAUUCUUGGCUUGUUUUGCUCCAGACCGUCUGAAAUACUACUUGAAAGAGUUAUGCCAAAGGAAACAGGAAGGACAUCAGAUAAGUUUCACAGAUCUGUGGGGACUCAUCAUUGAAUCUAUGUUCCGUGACAAGGAGGACACCCAGAAGCUCACAGAUCAGCAGCAGGCACUAAACCGUGGUCAGAAUCCCCUGCCCAUCUACCUUUCCCUCAAUGUGAAGGAUAAAAUCAGCGACCAGGAUUUUAGAGAAUGGGUGGAAUUCACUCCUUAUGAGGUAGGAUUCCUGAAAUAUGGUGCCUAUAUUCGUGCAGAAGAUUUUGGCAGUGAGUUCUUCAUGGGUCGUCUCAUGAAGAAAAUCCCAGAAUCCAGAAUCUGCUUUUUGGAAGUAAGCCAGGCUGAUUGCUAUGUUUCACUGUGGCUGCCUACGGCAGCAAUCGAAAAGUGCCGCACCAAAACGAUAAGAAACUCCAACGACCCAGUGUGGAAUGAAACCUUCUACUUCAGGAUCCAGAGUAAAGUCAAGAAUGUGCUGGAGCUGACAGUGUACGAUGAGGAUUUUGCAACGCCAGAUGACCAUCUCCUCUGUACGCUCUUUGAUACUGCUAAACUUCCAAUUGAUAGAACAGUGCUCCUGUAUUUCAAGCCCAGCUCAACGUGUCGUGAACUUUGUUGCUUAGAAGUGGAAGUGAAUGAAAAGCAGCAGAAAAAGUCAAAGAAGGAGCUUUCCCUUACUGUGAAAGGAUCCUUUGAAGGGACACAGGAUAUCACACUGGGCCCUGAUGGAGUGGUCAGCCCAUCAGGUCCCACCAAAUUCCACUAUAUCAAGUAUGCUGAGCCAACGUUGGAUGUCAUGUUGCCAAAGAAGAGGCGCUACCACCCUUGGACCUGCAGGUUCAGUACAGAAACAGGAUCCCCAGUGCUGAUGCUGAAUUCAUUGCCUAUGGGAAUGAAAACGACAAUUGCAGAGGAGAAAAGAUUUGAUUUGAAUGUGAAAGCAGAAAGAUGUAACUGUUCAUGCCACCAAGACCUGGACAUGCGCUUUGGAUUUGACUUAUGUUCAGAUGAGAGGGCUUUCCUGGGCAAAAGGAAGAAGUAUGUAGCGAGCGCGAUGAAAAAUGUUUUUCACCUACAAGAGGAUCUACAGGAUCAUGAAGUCCCUGUUGUGGCUAUCAUCACGACAGGUGGUGGACUAAAGUCAAUGACAGGACUGUAUGGCAGUCUCAUGGGACUCAAGAAAUUAAAUCUCCUGGAUUGUGUAACCUACAUCAGCGGGCUGUCUGGCACCACAUGGACCAUGGCCAACUUAUACAGGGAUGCCUACUGGUCACAGAAGGACCUUGACUCACAUAUUAGUGAAGCCCAGAAACAAGCAACCAAAUGCAAGAUGGGCUGCUUCUCUAUGGAUCGCAUGAAGUAUUACAAUAAGCAGCUAUGUCAGCGGAAAGAAGAGGGAUACAGAACAUCAUUUAUUGAUCUUUGGGGGCUUAUGAUUGAAUACUUACUAAACGAUGGGAAAGACCCCCACAAACUUUCUGAUCAACGAGAAGCGCUGUGUGAUGGCCAGAACCCACUGCCCAUCUAUGUGUCAGUCUGUGUCCGGGACAACUACAGCACUCAGGAUUUCAAAGAGUGGGUGGAGUUCACCCCCUACGAGGUGGGGCUGCUGAAGUAUGGCGCAUUCAUCCCUGCAGAGAAUUUUGGAAGCAAGUUCUUCAUGGGACGCAUGUUAAAAAAACUACCUGAAUCCCGGAUCUGCUACCUGCAAGGUAUGUGGAGCAGUAUUUUUUCUGUGAACCUCUUACAAAUCUGGGGACUGUCACACAGUUCAGAGGAUUUCUGGAAGAGAUGGACUCAAGACAAAAUUGAUGAAGUUGAUGAAGAUCCAGUGUUGCCUACAAGGCCCCAUGAGCUAAGGACUCGUAUAUACACCCCUCCUGGCACCCUAUCCAAUGCUCUUCGGGGUGCUUUAACCGAUCGCUUCUCAGUUGCCCAGCAUCACAAUUUCCUGAGGGGUUAUCAGCUGCAUAGUGACUACUUUGAAAAUGAGCACUUCUGUCAAUGGAAAGACACUGUGUUAGACUCACGUCCUAACGAGCUGAUGCAAAAUCCUGAUCACCUGGGCAUGAUAGAUGCUGGAUUUUUCAUCAAUACCAGCAGUCCACCGCUUUUAAGACGACAGAGGGAAGUAGAUGUCAUCAUAUAUUUAAGUUAUACUACUGGAUCUCAUACAUCGUCUCUAGAGAAGGCGUGCAAAUAUUACUCGGAGCAGAAAAUCCCAUUCCCAAAAAUUUCUUUGAGUGAUGAAGAUAAGAAAAACCUGAAGGAGUGCUACAUCUUCCAAGAUUCAGAUUUGCCACGAUGCCCUAUUGUGAUUUUUCUUCCACUUGUGAAUGAUACCUUCCAAGAGUACAAAGCACCCGGUGUCAAGCGCUGUUGCUCAGAGAUGGAGGAAGGAAAACUUGACCUGUCCAGUCGGUGUUCCCCUUACUGCAUGUUCUCAGUCAGGUAUACUGAUGAGAAUUACCGCCGGCUGCUGAACCUCAGUGAAUACAAUGUCCUGAAUAACUCACAGAUGAUUAUGCAAGCCUUGCAAACAGCAAUGCAAAGGAGGAGGCAAAACACGUGCUGUUAACUAUCCAGCUAUCUAUGUC
This is a messenger RNA of Meleagris gallopavo (turkey), 4096 nucleotides long. NCBI's taxonomy places the organism in Eukaryota, Metazoa, Chordata, Aves, Galliformes, Phasianidae. The record is from RefSeq and is a predicted model, not a curated record.